AUGCUGGGGUCGGGUAACCGACGGAAACUGAUGGUGACCGAGUGGGCGGCUAUAGCACGUCCGAGUCGCCUGUCCGCUCUCCCUCCUGUCGCCUUCGCGCUCUCCCUCCCGUCGCCUGUCCGCUCCCCCUCCCCUCGCCUUCGCGCUCUCCCUCCCGUCGGCCUUGCGCUCUCCCUCCCAUCGCCUUCGCGCUCUCCCUCCUGUCGCCUGUCCGCUCUCCCUCCCAUCGCCUUCGCGCUCUCCCUCCCUUCGCCUUCGCGCUCUCCCUCUCGUCGACUGUCCGCUCCCCCUCCCCUCGCCUUCGCGCUCUCCCUCCCGUCGGCCUCGCGCUCUCCCUCCCAUCGCCUUCGCGCUCUCCCUCCCGUCGCCUGUCCGCUCUCCCUCCCAUCGCCUUCGCGCUCUCCCUCCCUUCGCCUUCGCGCUCUCCCUCCCGUCGUCUGUCCGCUCCCCCUCCCCUUGCCUUCGCGCUCUCCCUCCCGUCGCCUUCGCGCUCACCCCCCCGUCGCCUGUCCGCCCUCUCUCCCUUCGCCUUCGCGCUCUCCCUCUCGUCGCAUGUCCGCUCUCUAUCCCGUCGCCUGUCCGCUCCCCCUCCCAUCGCCUUCGCGCUCUCCCUCCCGUCGCCUUUCUCCUACCCCACUUCAUCUCCUAUCACUCACGUCCUCCCCUCCCAUCGGCAUCGCGCUCACGUUCCUCCCUCCCGUCACCAUCGCGCUCACGUGCACCUGUCUUCGCAUCGCCUUCGCGCUCAUGGCCUCCCCUCCGAUCACGUCUCGCGACAUAAGUUAA
Messenger RNA from Closterium sp. NIES-65, 786 nucleotides. Lineage: Eukaryota; Viridiplantae; Streptophyta; Zygnematophyceae; Desmidiales; Closteriaceae. The record is from the annotation of a GenBank genome assembly.